Molecule: messenger RNA, 7166 nt
Organism: Oncorhynchus keta (chum salmon)
Lineage: Eukaryota; Metazoa; Chordata; Actinopteri; Salmoniformes; Salmonidae
Gene: atp8a2
Product: ATPase phospholipid transporting 8A2
Exons: 37
Coding region: 27-3968 (1313 amino acids)
Biological process (GO): neuron development; phospholipid translocation
Cellular component (GO): plasma membrane
Molecular function (GO): magnesium ion binding; ATP hydrolysis activity; ATPase-coupled intramembrane lipid carrier activity
Source: RefSeq, a predicted model, not a curated record
ACGAGAUUCACGCGAGGAUCCUACUUAUGCAACGGAUCAGGCUUUUUGUGAUCUUGGCCGAGGACGCGCGCACGCACAAACACGUCUCACCCCUAUGCGCGCUCUCGUCACUGCUGAGCCGACCCAUCGCCGUCCCUCGUCCAACGAUCGAACAUGAUUCAUCUCCCAGCGAACGCAGCCUUAUCCCGGGCCCGCAUUCCCCCACUUUGUACGUGAGCCACCGGCAUGCCAGCGCCCCGGCCGCCCUCUUCCAGGCCAAUACAAACCCCCGGCUCAAGAUCAGGAUGUACUUCAACCGGCGAUCGAAGAAGAUCCACAGCGAGGGAGAGCAGUUAGUGUUGACUCUCAUUAGGCAGGAGAAGUCUCCUGACCACCUGGACCCAGAGCUGAGCGUCGGCGUGGCCGCCAUGCGCUCCCGACUCGCUAACAGGUUUGAAAAAACCUCGCCUCUCUCCCAUCAAUCGAACGGUGCAGGAACCUCUUGUUCAUCCGCCGGCUACCGCAAGGCAGAUGAUGAGAUGUCCGGGACUACUUCGCAGGCAGAUCCCAUAGAUGCUACGGCGCGGACGAUUCUGCUAAACCAACCUCAGAACACCAAGUUCUGUGACAACCAUGUCAGUACCACUAAGUACGGGGUGUUUACCUUCCUGCCUCGUUUCCUAUACGAGCAGAUCCGCCGCGCUGCCAACGCCUUCUUCCUCUUCAUCGCCCUAAUGCAGCAAAUCCCUGAUGUGUCUCCUACGGGUCGUUACACCACCCUGGUACCACUCAUCUUCAUCCUCAGUGUGGCCGGGAUCAAAGAGAUCAUAGAGGACUAUCAAAGACACAAGGCAGACAACACAGUCAACAAUAAAAAGACCACAGUUCUGAGGAAUGGAGCCUGGCAGACCGUCAUAUGGAAACAGGUGGCAGUAGGAGACAUAGUGAAGGUGACCAAUGGGCAGCAUCUUCCAGCUGACAUGGUCAUAGUGUCCUCCAGUGAGCCUCAGGCCAUGUGUUACACUGAGACCUCCAACCUGGAUGGAGAAACCAACCUGAAGAUCAGACAGGGUCUCACUCACACAGCUGGUCUCCAGUCUCUGGAGGAGCUGAUGGGUCUCUCUGGCCGUCUGGAGUGUGAAGAGCCCAACCGACACCUGUAUGACUUCACUGGGACCCUACGGCUGGACAACCAAAAUGCGGUUCCUCUUGGUCCUGACCAGGUGCUACUGAGAGGUGCCCAGCUCAGAAACACACAAUGGGUUGUAGGAAUUAUAGUCUACACUGGACAUGACUCCAAACUGAUGCAGAACUCGACCAAGGCCCCUCUGAAGCGUUCUAACGUGGAGCGGGUGACCAACGUCCAGAUCCUGGUGCUGUUCUGCAUCCUCCUGGUGAUGGCGCUAGUGAGCUCUAUAGGAGCCUCCAUCUGGAACAAACAACACACUGAGGAGGCCUGCUGGUACCUGUCACGCGCCGGGGACAUCUCCACUAACUUUUGGUAUAACCUGCUGACCUUCAUCAUCCUCUACAACAACCUCAUCCCCAUCAGCCUGCUGGUCACUCUGGAGGUGGUCAAGUUCACACAGGCCCUCUUCAUCAACUGGGAUGAGGAGAUGUACUACUCUGAGACAGACACACCCGCCAUGGCUCGAACGUCCAAUCUCAACGAAGAACUGGGCCAGGUGAAGUAUCUGUUUUCUGAUAAGACAGGAACUCUCACCUGUAACGUCAUGCACUUCAAGAAGUGUACCAUCGCUGGAAUCACAUACGGCCACUUCCCUGACCUGGAUGUUGAUCGUUCCAUGGAGGACUUCAGUCCCCUGCCGUCCAGCAGUCUUAACUCCACAGAGUUUGAUGACCCCGCUCUCAUCCAGAACAUUGAGAAGAACCAUCCAACCUCUGCCCAAAUCUGUGAGUUCCUGACGAUGAUGGCGGUGUGUCACACAGUGGUCCCAGAGAGAGAGGAGGACCAGCUUAUCUACCAGGCCUCCUCGCCAGAUGAAGGAGCUCUGGUAAAAGGAGCCAAAGGUCUGGGCUUCGUUUUCACAGCAAGGACUCCUGGCUCCGUUAUCAUGGAAGCUAGGGGGAAGGAGAAGAGCUUUGAGUUGCUGAAUGUGCUGGAGUUUUCAAGUAACCGUAAGCGCAUGUCUGUAGUGGUCCGAACCCCCGAUGGGAAACUGCGUCUGUACUGCAAGGGAGCAGAUAAUGUGAUAUUUGAGCGUCUCACUGAUGCGUCUCAGUACAAAGAGCUGACCAUCGCACACCUGGAACAGUUCGCCACCGAGGGUCUGCGGACUCUGUGUUUUGCCUAUGUUGAUCUGGAGGAGGGGGUAUACCAGGAGUGGCUGAAGGAGUACACCCGUAUAAGCACUAUCAUUAAAGACCGGGCCCAGAAACUAGAGGACUGCUACGAACUACUGGAGAAGGACCUGUUGUUGUUGGGGGCCACAGCUAUAGAGGACCGUCUCCAGGCAGGGGUCCCUGAGACCAUCGCUACUCUGAUGAAGGCCGACAUCAAGAUAUGGGUCCUCACUGGAGACAAACAGGAGACCGCCAUCAACAUAGGUUACUCCUGUCGUCUAGUUUCCCAUGGCAUGUCCCUCAUCAUCGUCAAUGAGGAUUCACUGGAUGCUACACGUGCCACCCUGACAGCCCACUGUACAUCUCUGGGUGACUCUCUGGGGAAGGAGAAUGAGUUGGCUCUGAUCAUUGAUGGACAGACCCUAAAAUACGCCCUGUCCUUCGAGCUCCGCCAAGCCUUCCUAGACCUCGCCCUGUCCUGCAAGGCUGUCAUCUGCUGCCGGGUGUCUCCCCUCCAGAAGUCCGAGAUCGUGGACAUGGUGAAGAAGCAUGUAAAGGCCAUCACUCUGGCCAUAGGAGACGGGGCCAACGACGUGGGCAUGAUCCAGACUGCCCAUGUGGGGGUUGGCAUCAGUGGCAACGAGGGCAUGCAGGCCACCAACUCCUCUGACUACUCCAUAGCACAGUUUUCCUACCUAGAGAAGCUGUUGCUGGUCCAUGGGGCGUGGAGUUAUAACCGUGUCACUAAGUGUAUCCUCUACUGUUUCUAUAAGAAUGUGGUGCUCUACAUUAUAGAGCUGUGGUUUGCCUUUGUGAACGGCUUCUCUGGACAGAUCCUGUUUGAACGCUGGUGUAUCGGCCUCUACAACGUGAUCUUCACAGCGCUGCCUCCCUUCACUCUGGGGAUCUUUGACCGGCCAUGCAGUCAGCAGAACAUGCUACGCUUCCCCCAGCUAUACAGGAUCACCCAGAAUGCUGAGGGCUUCAACACCAAGGUGUUUUGGGGUCACUGUAUAAAUGCUCUGAUCCAUUCCAUUAUUCUCUUCUGGUUUCCACUCAAAGUACUAGAACAUGACAGUCCUUUCAACAACGGUCAUGGAACUGACUACCUGUUUGUGGGGAACAUGGUGUACACGUAUGUAGUAGUAACAGUGUGUUUAAAAGCUGGUAUGGAAACCACUGCGUGGACCAGGUUCUCCCACUUGGCAGUGUGGGGCAGUAUGAUUCUCUGGAUGCUGUUCUUCAAUGUCUACUCAGCUUUCUGGCCGGCCAUCCCCAUCGCUCCUGACAUGCAGGGCCAGGCUAGCAGAGUGAUGCAGUGCUGGCACUUCUGGCUGGGGCUGGUCCUGGUGCCAGCAGCCUGUCUACUCAAAGACUUUGCCUGGAACGCGGGUCGUCGCACUGUGAAGAAGUCUCUUCUGGAAGAGGUUCAGGAGCUGGAGGCCAGGGCUGUAGACCCGGGGGCUGCCGUGCUCCGAGACGCCAGCGGGCGCAGUCUGAACGAGCGUGCCCACCUGUUGACCCGGGUCUUUAGGAAAACACCCUCCAACGUGGGCCGCAAAAACUCUGUGCAGCAGAGCAACGUGUCUCAUGGCUAUGCCUUCUCCCAGGAGGAACAUGGGGUGGUGUCUCAGUCACAGGUGUGUCGAUCCUACGAUACCACCCGCCAACGGCCCAGCAUCUAGCCCCUCCCACUGCCCCACCGCCCCGCCCUCAGCCCACCUGGCUACGGGACGCUUGGCAACAGUUACCAAGGUGGCCACAACGGUUGCCAAGGCGACAGCGGAGACGACUAUGCUGAGUGACCGACCCUGCUGUGGCCUUACUGGAACUUAUACUGACUUUGACCUCUGACCUUGACCCCUGGAGAUCAUUGCUAAGCAUGGAGUCCCGUCUAUACUGUCCAACCUGGUCUCCGCUCUACACACACACACACACACACACACACACACACACACACACACACACACACACACACACUCCAGUGGGGAGAACAAAUAUUUGAUACACUGCCAAUUUUGCAGGUUUUCCUACUUACAAAGCAUGUAGAGGUCUGUCAUUUUUAUCAUAGGUACACUUCAACUGUGAGAGACAGAAUCUAAAACAAAAUCCAAAAAAUCACAUUAUAUGAUUUUUAAGUAGUUAAUUUGCAUUUUAUUGCAUGACAUAAGUAUUUGAUCACCUACCAACCAGUAAGAAUUCUGGCUCGCACAGACCUGUUAGUUUUUCUUUAAGAAGCCCUCCUGUUCUCCACUCAUUACCUGUAUUAACUACACCUGUUUGAACUCGUUACCUGUAUAAAAGACACCUGUCCACACACUCAAUCAAACAGACUCCAACCUCUCCACAAUGGCCAAGACCAGAAGGCUGUGUAAGGACAUCAGGGAUAAAAUUGCAAAAAAUUGAAAACCUGCAAAAUCGGCAGUGUAUCAUACUUGUUCUCCCCACUGUGUGUGUGUAUGUAUGUAUGUAUGUGUGUGUAUAUAUAUAUAUAUAUAUAUAUAUCUCUCACACACACACACACACACGCAGACACACAGGCAUUAGUAAUCACAACCACUCAAACUGACAGAAUAAAUCAACCACAGAGACUAAUGUGUAUCUAAUCAUAGCAUGGACUGGGUUUAGUUUAUGCACCUGUGCGUCUUUGUCCGUGUGCAUGGCUGUGCUUCUGUAUGUAUCUGCCCUCCUGUGUGUGUGUGUGUGUGCGCAUGCAUGUGCAUGCGUGCUGCUCGCGCGCGCGCGCGUGUGUGUGUGUGUGUGUGUGUGUGUGUGUGUCCGUGUCCACACUCCCUCACAUCUCACUCUCCUGAGCAGGGGUUUAACUCAUCCGUCAUCACCGUGGCCAUGGGAGAAAGGGAGGAAGAGGAGGGGGGGCACUUUAACAUAAACACCAAACACACACUGGCCUAGGAGGGAUUCCUCUCAGAGAGCUGAAGAGGGGGAUUGGAGAGAAGGAGGGGGCACCCUGUAAACCACCUCCAUCAGCUUCUGUAACUCUUAUUCUCCCUUUCACUACUUUUCUAUCUCUCUCUCACUCUUGUUCUCUCUGGAUCAGUGACCUCCUCGUCUCUCUCCCCCUCAUCUGCAGCACGUCUCCUCUUCCUGCUCGGUUGAAUCUAUUGUCCCUUGUAUUCCACCGCUGCUGUGAUUCCUGCGGUCCUGCCUGUCGCCCCAGGAGGCAGAGUUAGCAGCAGCCUGGCUUGUAGUGCUUCCUCUGUUUGUUGGGUUCUCAAUUAAUCUAUGGACUUAUUCUUUGUUGAAUAAAAUGGACUUGUGUCUCUGUCUUUUAAUGCCUGUGUUUGUUCUCCUUUUCUCUGGGCUAUACACUAUACUACCCACUAUAAUUUACCUGGAGUUAUAAUUGUCUUUUAAUGCCUGUGUUUGUUCUCCUUUUCUCUGGGCUAUACACUAUACUACCCACUAUAAUUUACCUGGAGUUAUACUUGAGGAUGUUAACUAAUAACAGGUGUGACAUAUAUACACUACCGUUCAAAAGUUUGGGGUCACUUAGAAAUGUCCUUGUUUUUGAAAGAGAGGCAACAUUUUUGACCAUUAAAAUAACAUCAAAUUGAUCAGAAAUACAGUGUAGAAAUUGUUAAUGUUGUAAAUGACUACUGUAGCUGGAAAUUGCUUUUUAAAUUGUAUUUAUGUAAUAUCUACAUAGGUGUACUGAGGCCCAUUAUCAGCAACCAUCACUCCUGUGUUCCAAUGGCAUGUUGUGUUAGCCUUUUAAAAUGAUAAACUUGGAUUAGCUAAUUGAUCAUUGAUCAUUAGAAAACCCUUUUGCAAUUAACAAGAAGCAAAGAACUUUCUUCUGAAACUCGUCAGUCUAUUCUUGUUCUGAGAAAUGAAGGCUAUUCCAUGUGAGAAAUUGCCAAGAAACUGAAGAUCUCAUACAACGCUGUGUAUUACUCUCUUCACAGAACAGCGCAAACUGGCUCUAACCAGAAUAGAAAGAGGAGUGGGAGCCCCCGGUGCCCAACCGAGCAAGAGGACAAGUACAUUAGUGUCUAGUUUGAGAAACAGAUGCCUCACGAGUCCUCAACUGGCAGCUUCAUUAAAUAGUACCCGCAAAACACCAGUCUCAACGUCAACAGUGAAGAGGCGACUCCUGGAUGCUGGCCUUCUAGGCAUAGUUGCAAAGAAAAAGCCAUAACUCAGACUGGCCAAUAGAAAUAAAAAGAUUAAGAUGGGCAAAAUAACACAGACACUGGACAGAGGAAGAUUGGAAAAAAGUGUUAUGGACAGACAAAUCUAAGUUUGAGGCGUUCGGAUCACAAAGAAGAACAUUUGUGAGACCGAAAAAAUUAAAAGAUCCUGGAGGAGUGCUUGACGCCAUCAGUCAAGCAUGGUGGAGGCAAUGUGAUGGUCUGGAGCUGCUUUGGUGGUGGUAAAGUGGGAGAUUUGUACAGGGUGAAAGGGAUCUUGAAGAAGGAAGGCUAUCACUCCAUUUUGCAAUUCCAUACCCUGUGGAUGGCGCCACUCCUACAACAGGACAAUGACCCAAAGCACAGCUCCAAACUAUGCAAGAACUAUUUAGGGAAGAAGCAGUCAGCCGGUAUUUUGUCUAUAAUGGAGUGGCCAGCACAGUCACCGGAUCUCAGCCCUAAUUGCUGCAAAUUGAGGAUUCUUUAACGAAAGCAAAGUUUGAAGGACACAAUUAUUAACCUAUAAUUAUAACCUUGUCAACAUCUUGACUAUAUUUCCUAAUCAUUUUGCAAAUCAUUUCAUGUAUAUUUUCAAGGAAAACAAGGACAUUUCAAAGUGACCCCAAACUUUUGAACGGUCGUGUACUUCAAUGGAAUUCCAGUUCAACUCCAUCGAUAAGCAGUAUUUUGGAAAGUCUGCAUAGAUAACAUUUCAAUAAAUAUUCUGUAGAA